AUGGCUGCCGUCAUGGCAGAAGUCCCUCUUGUUGCAGAUGGUGAAUUUGCUGUGGGGAUAGAAUUCAGUUCAAGGGAAGCUGUUAUUAGGGCGAUGAAAGAGGUUAGCAUGAUCAGCAGAAAGUACUAUUGGAUUAUUAGGAGGUAUAAUGGUAGUCACACUUGUACCAAAGCCACCAUUUCUCAGGAUCAUUUGAAGCUGGAUUCUAACACAAUUGCAGAAGCAAUAAAGCCGUUGGUUGAGGCUGACCCCUCCUUAAAGGUAAAAUCAGUUAUUGCAGAAGUGCAAUCGAAGUUCAAUUACACUGCCAUGUGUCAUAAGGAGCCAUCAGUUAUCGUCCAUUUUGAGACUAUGCCUGCAUACCAAGGCGAUGCCUUGGUAAAUGAUAUCCGGGUGUUGCAUCGAGUCUUUUGGAGUUAUUACCCCUGCAUUAGAGCAUUUAGACAUUGUAAGCCAGUUGUCCAGGUGGAUGGGACUCACUUGUACGGAAAGUAUAAGGGUUGUUUGUUAGUGGCAGUGUCACAGGAUGGUAACAACAAUAUCGUCCCAAUUUCAUUUGCUAUUGUGGAGGGAGAGACUUCUGAUGCGUGGCACUUUUUCCUUAGUAACAUGCGACAACAUGUUGUGACUCGGGAUGGUGUAGGGCUGAUAUCCGACCGACACGAAUCCAUCAAUGCAGCUGUGGUUCGCAGUAACGGAGCAUGGUCACCUCCUCGAGCUUUCCACAUGUUUUGCAUCAGGCAUAUAGAGUCAAAUUUACUGAGAAAAUUCAAAGCACCGUACCUACAAAAACUUGUCAUUAAUAUAGGGUAUUCGAGGACGUAUGCAUUAGCAUUUGAUGGUGGCUACCGAUGGGGUCACAUGACGACGAAUUUAGUAGAAUGCAUCAACUCAGUCUUGAAGGGUGCACGCAAUCUCCCCAUCACUGCACUUGUCAAAGCAACAUUCUACAGGCUUAAUGAGUUGCAGAAUGAGGUCUUUGAAGUGCGUGAGAUGCCAAGUGGGUUGGAGUAUGCCGUUGACCUUCGUCGGCACCGAUGUGACUGUGGUGAGUUCCAGGUGAACCGGAUUCCGUGUCGGCAUGUGUUUGCAUAUUGUGCAAAUCAAAGAUUGGAUUGGCAAGUGUACGUUCAUGAUGUGUAUAAGAUGGACCAAGUUCGACGGGUUUACCGAGCUAGGUUUAGGCCACUGGGGAACCCAACUACGUGGCCUGCAUACAACGGGCCGCGAUUCGUACCGAAUCCGUACCUCCAGCGCGUAACGAAAGGUCGCCCCAGGAUGAUGCGCUUCUUGAACGAGAUGGACACGCGAAUGCUGCGUCGUCCAAGGCGAUGUAGGUAA
Molecule: messenger RNA, 1341 nt
Organism: Arachis ipaensis
Lineage: Eukaryota; Viridiplantae; Streptophyta; Magnoliopsida; Fabales; Fabaceae
Molecular function (GO): zinc ion binding
Source: RefSeq, a predicted model, not a curated record